UCAGGUUCCGCUGCAACUGCACGGUCCCCUCUCCUCCGCCACCCGCCCCCAACGACCUCCCUCCCAGAACACUCGCCUGCUCUCUCGUCUCCUCGCCGGCCGCUGCUGGUAGCCAAGCCAAGGCCUUCCAUCUUGCGGUGCGGGAUGGCGGUGUCGGGCUCCUCUCUGGGCGGGUCCCACGCCGGCCUCGCCCUCGCGGCCACCGCCAUGGCGCUCUCCGGCACGCUCGUCCUCUUCUCCCUCUGCCGCGCCAAGCCCCAGCACCCGGUCGCCUCCGACGACGACGCUUCGCCUCCUCGGCUCCGGCCGUGCCUCUCCUCCAACGAGGAGCGGAAGCGGGCGAAGGCGCGGCGCGGGAGCAAGAAGCGGGUGCGAUUCGCUGACGACGUCGUCGACAAUGGCGCCACUCCCGCCCACGCCCGCGCGGAGGCCGAGCCGUCGUGCGGGAGCGUCGCCGCGGCGGCUGAGCUGAGGACGGCGGCCAUGCCGGCGAACCGGGAGGCGCUGUACCGCGGAAUGCUCCGCGGCCGCUCCAUGCUCAGGGUCGCCUGCUCCUACUAGCGCCAGCUACUCCAACUAGCUCACUUAACCGGUCCAAACCUGCCAUUAAUCUAGACCUCGAGCUGUUCAACCUCUUCUUCUUCUCUUCCCUGUGUUCUUCUUAACUAUGGUCUUGCUGAUUGCCUAAUCGCUUGCUCCCUCGCCCUUUUGGAAGUUUUGUAAUUAGUUGCCAUCCCGGCGAGGGAGCUAGCGAUCCGUGUGUCCAUCGCUGUUGUGCUUGGCUGCUUGUACAUUAUUCCGAUUUCGGGGUGAGCAGCGAACGAUUCUUCGCUGUUCCAAUCUGAAAGUUUCGAUCUUUAUGGUUCGGAAAAAAAUAAGUUUCUAUCUUUCAGUUAUA
Phragmites australis (common reed) is the source of this 898-nucleotide messenger RNA. RefSeq lists its product as uncharacterized. The record is from RefSeq and is a predicted model, not a curated record. Bases 145 to 561 code for a protein of 138 amino acids. Lineage: Eukaryota; Viridiplantae; Streptophyta; Magnoliopsida; Poales; Poaceae. The transcript is spliced from 2 exons.